AUGAACUUCCCACCACCACUCAUCUUCGAGCCGCUGCAGCUACCGCACCGGCAGACGUUUAUCCUACUCCACGGACGAGGCUCAUGGGCAGAGAAGUUCGCGCCCGAGCUGCUGCAAACACCUCUGCCACGGAGCUCUCCACAGAACCACGCCGGAAGCAGCCAAUGCGCGAAAUCGGCCCACGGGCCCACGAACGCCCUACCGGACCAGAAGCCCGCCAUGACAUUACAGACAUCCUUCCCGCACGCCCGCUUCGUAUUCCCCACUGCACCCCGCCGCCGGGCAGCGCUAAACAGGCGGGCGCUCACCCACCAGUGGUUCGACAGCUGGAAGCUCGACCCGCCGGCGACAGAGCGGGAGGAGCUGCAGAUCGAGGGCCUGCGGGGGACCGCCCUGUACCUGCAUGAGCUCCUCCGGGGCGAGAUCGCCCGGGUGCCCGGCGGCGCGCGGAACGUGGUCCUCGGCGGCCUGAGCCAGGGGUGCGCGGCCUCCCUCGUGGCGUUGCUGCUAUGGGAGGGGGAAGGCCUGGGUGGUGUUGUUGGGAUGUGCGGCCGGCUUCCCUUCGCCGACAGGAUCAUCGCCGAGGCUCGGGAUGAAGGGGGGUAUCAAGAGCUUGGUUUUGACCCGUUCGCGGCCGAUGGGUCUGACGCCGGGGACGUGGGCCACGGCUCGGAGGUGGAGGAUACCCCGGUGCGCAAGGCCGCAGGCUGGUUGAGAGAGCAACUGGACCUGCCGGCUCCCGAGGCAUCAUCUGGCAUUUUGCCGUUGCAGAAGGUCCCCAUUUUCCUCGGCCACGGGGCGCAGGACGAGAAGGUGAGCAUAGAGCUUGGGCGCAGAGCUGCAGAGUGUCUAGAGACGCUCGGCGCGCGAGUUUGUUGGAAAGAGUACGGUGACCUGGGCCACUGGUAUUCUCCUGAAAUGUUGGGGGAUCUGGCAUGCUUUUUGCUCGAGACCUUGGCCGUCCCAGCCCAGAUCAACGAAUGA
This is a messenger RNA of Diaporthe batatas, 984 nucleotides long. RefSeq lists its product as uncharacterized. Lineage: Eukaryota; Fungi; Ascomycota; Sordariomycetes; Diaporthales; Diaporthaceae. Bases 1 to 984 code for a protein of 327 amino acids. The record is from RefSeq and is a predicted model, not a curated record. The transcript has a single exon. Gene Ontology annotation, molecular function: carboxylic ester hydrolase activity; palmitoyl-(protein) hydrolase activity. Gene Ontology annotation, cellular component: cytoplasm. Gene Ontology annotation, biological process: protein depalmitoylation.